Ostertagia ostertagi is the source of this 732-nucleotide messenger RNA. NCBI's taxonomy places the organism in Eukaryota, Metazoa, Nematoda, Chromadorea, Rhabditida, Trichostrongylidae. The record is from the annotation of a GenBank genome assembly.
AUGCAGGCAGCUCUUGUCGCGUUCGUCUUCGCUGCUGUGGUGCCCUGUGUUCUCGGCCAAGUAGGGCAAGGUGGACCAGGCGCACCUCCUGGGCCAGGACCUCACGGACCCCCUGGACCAGGCGGACCAGGACCUCACGGAGUUCCAGGACGUCCACGGCAUCAUGGACAUCGCGGUCUUCACAGGCCCCUAGAGCCGCCAUAUCUGGAAAAUGUCAGCGAAGAGGCUCGCAAAGAUUAUUUCAAAAUUAUGUUUAAUGAUAACCUCACGGUUGCUGAAGAAAAGGAGAAGCUUGAGGAAUGGGCAAAGGAAUAUAAAGUAGAGGACCAAGUGAAGAAAUUCGAAGAGCAUAUGGAAGAAGUGAAGAAGAAUGUUACAGAGCUGAUCGAUUCCUUGCCAACAGCUUUGAAAGAAUUUUCUGAAAUGCUAGAAGACCCUAAUCUGAAUCAUCGAGAGAUUGCUGAAAAACUGCGUGCUUUCAUCAAGACAAAUCCACAGGCUUUCCGUGUGGUUCGAUUCGCAUUUGAGCAAUUUAUGCCAAGCAUGGUCCACAUGGUCCACAUGGUCCACAUGGUCCACAUGGUCCACAUGGUCCACAUGGUCCACAUGGUCCACACGGUCCACAUGAAGGCGGACCUCGUCACCGUGGAGACCGACAUCAUGGUCGACACGACGACUUCUCUAGUUGACUUCGCUUUAACUUCACUUAAUAAAUAUUUUUGCUAUAUCGCA